UUUAGUGCUGAAGAUUCAGGAAGCUUUAAGACAAGCUGUUUGACAGAGAUUAUCUCUUUCUUCUUAUAAACUAGAUGUUCUUGCAACAGCUUUUAUUAAUAACACAGCAACUAUCAUUUGAGACCAAAACAGGAUCAUAACAAUGAAGCUGGAGAUACCUGAAACUUUUGAAGAUGUAGCAGUUGACUUUUCAAGUGAAGAGUGGAAAAUGCUAAAAAAAGAGGAGAAAACACUACACCGGGAGGUGAUGGUACAGAACUAUCAUCACAUGGUGUCAUUAGGAUAUAACAUCCCACUAGAACAGCUGUUGCUGCUAAUUGAAAAACCUGGUGAACUUCCAUUUAAUGUUAAUGAGGAAGUGAAAAAGCUUCAAGUCAAGCCUGCUGAAGUCAAUGUCAGCACCCCAUGUCUUCCAAAUUGCACUGAGAUUCAGAGGCAACAGUCAUCAGUUCUGAACCAUCUGAAUUCCAAGCGUGACAGGGAGUUUAGCAAUAAAGAACAAGCACACAGUGAAGAGAAACCAUACAAAUGUGCCGUCUGUGACAGAAGUUUUUUAUUUAAAUCUGCCAUUAAAAUACAUCAGAGUACACACAGAGAAGAGAAACUCUACAAAUGUUUUACAUGUAACAAGGGCUUUGCACAGAAGCGGACCCUUUCAGCACACAUAAAGAUACACACCGGGGAGAAGCCGCAUAAAUGUGCCAUAUGUGACAAGACUUUCACACAAAAGAGUAAACUCACAGUACAUGAAAAAAUACAUGCUACAGAGAAACCAUAUAGAUGUUCCACAUGUGACAAGAGUUUUAUAAGGAAGGAUUACCUUUCAGUGCAUGAGAAAUCACACACUGGUGAGAAGCCUUUUAAAUGUACAGUUUGUAACAAGAGUUUUACACAGAAUGCUGGCCUUUCGGUGCAUAAAAAAAUACAUACUGGAGAGAAGCCAUAUAAAUGCUCCAUAUGUGAUAAGAGUUUUAUGAGGAAGGAUUAUUUUGUAGCACAUGAGCGAAUACACACUGGAGUGAAACCAUAUAACUGUAUCACGUGUGGUAAAUGUUUUAUAUGGAAAAGUCACCUUUCAAAACACGAGAAAAUACACACUGGAGAGAGGCCAUAUAAAUGUGCCUUGUGUGAAAAGAGUUUUACACAGAAGAUCACACUUUUAACACAUGAAAAAGUUCACACUGGAGAAAAGCCAUAUAAAUGUGUCAUGUGUGAGAAAAGUUAUAUAUUGAAAGUUCAGCUUUCGGCUCAUGAGAAAAUACAUACUGGAGAGAAGCCAUAUAAAUGUUUCACUUGUGGUAAGAGUUUCACACUGAAGAGUACCCUUUCAACACAUCAAAAAAUACAUAGUGGAAAGAAGCCUUAUCGUUGUUCUAUAUGUAACAAAAGUUUUACACUGAAGACUCACCUUUCAACACACGAGAAAAUACAUGCUAGAAAGAAUUUAUACAAAUGUGACACAUGUGAUAAGAGUUUUUCACUGAAGACACACCUUUCAACACAUGAAAAAAUGCAUGCUAGAAAGAAGACAUACAAAUGUGCCACAUGUGAUAAGAGUUUUACAAAAAAGACUACCUUGUCAAAACAUGAGAAAGCACAUAACAGAGAAAGUGUGCAUAUUCGCCAUUCUUUCCUUUCCAUUUACCUUGAGAACCAAUGUCUUGAGCUUUUGAUCCAAGGUACCAUGGCAGAAUCCACUUACCCCAAGGUACUGCUGCCACUUAAGAAGAAGAAGGCCAAGAAGUCUCAGCCUGAGUCUGCUGCUGUCCAGCUUCCACUAGACAUCUCUCUUGAGGUUCCAGAAGGCUUUGAAGAUGUUUCUGUUGACUUUUCAAGAGACGAGUGGAAGAUGCUCAGUCAAGAGGAGAAACAGCUACACCGGGAGGUGAUGGUACAGAACUAUGAUCUCAUGGUGUCAUUAGGGUAUGACAUCCCAGUGGAACAGCUUUUGAUGCUAAUUGAAAAAAACUGUGAACUUCGAAGUGAUGUUACCAGAGAAGAUAUGACUAAGGUUCAAAUGGAUCUUCCCAAAGACAUCCAGACUAUCAGCAGGUAUCUGAAUCACAUUCAGCUUUCGACUCAGCAGUCAUCAUUCCAGAAUGAUCAGAAUUCUGAAUUUGAAGAGGACCUUCUUGACACAAUGCAAGCAUAUAUUGAAGAGAAGCAACAUAUAUGUUCCAUGUGUGAUAAGACAUUUACAAGGAUUGCUCACCUUUUGGCACAUGAAAAAAUACAUACUGGUGAUAAGCCAUUUAAGUGUGCCACAUGUGACAAGAGUUUUACACAGAAGAGUACACUUUCAACGCAUGAAAAACUACAUACCAGAGAGACACAGCAUAAAUGUAACAUUUGUGGCAAGACAUUUACAAGACAUGCUCACCUAUUAGCACAUGAAAAAAUACAUACUGGAGAGAAGCCCUUCCAGUGUGCCAUAUGCGACAAAAGUUUUACGCAGAAGAGUACACUUUCAACACAUGAAAAAAUACAUACCGGAGAGAAGCCAUAUAAAUGUGGCACAUGUGGCAAGAGAUUUACAUUGAAGAACACUCUUUUAAUUCAUGAGAAAGUGCACACUGGAGAGAGGCCAUUUAAGUGUAAUACGUGUAACAGGCAGUUUACACAGAAGAGUACCCUUACAGCGCAUGAAAAAAUACACACUGGAGAGAAGUCACAUAACUGUGCCACAUGUAACAGAAAUUUCAGAAGGAAGACUGCCCUUUUGACACACAGCAAAUUACACACAGGAGAUAGGCCGUAUAAAUGUUCAGUGUGCGACAAGAGUUUUGUAAACAAGAAUGCUCUCUCAACUCAUGAGAAAAUACAUACUGGAGAGAAGCCGUAUGUAUGUGCCACAUGUUACAAGUGUUUUACACAAAAGGGCACCCUUUCAACCCAUGAGAAAAUACACACUGGAGAGAAGUCAUUUAAAUGUACAACAUGCAAGAAGGGUUUUAAACUGAGGACUACUCUUUCAACACAUGUGAAAAUACACAGUUCAGAGAAGGCAUAUAAAUGUGCCACAUGCGAAAAGUGUUUUACAUACAAGAGUUCCCUUUCCUCGCAUGAGAGAAUACAUACUGGUGAGAAGCCAUAUAAAUGUGCUACAUGCAAUAAAAGUUUUACACAGAGGGCUACCCUUUCAACGCAUGAGAAAACACAUACUGGAGUGAAGCCACAUAUAUGUGCUACAUGUGGCAAGUGUUUCUCAUGUAAGAGUUCUCUUGCAGCUCAUGUAAGAAUUCAUACAGGAGAAAAGCCAUACAAGUGUGCCACAUGCGGCAAGAGCUUUACAUUAAGGAGUACACUAUCACUGCAUGAGAGAAUACACACUGGAGACAGGCGAUAUAAAUGUGGUAUAUGUGGAAAACGUUUUAUACAGAAGACUGCUCUUUUAACACAUGACAAAAUACACACUGGGGUGAAACCAUAUAAGUGUGUCACAUGCAACAAGUGUUUUACACAGAAGGUUACCCUUUUGGUGCACGAGAAAAUACACACUAGGUGAUGUAAUUUGAAUAAGUCACAUGGGACAAGAGUUUCUGAUCGAGUACUCUCUGGAAAUAUGAGGCAGUACACACCAGAGAGAAUAAAUGCUUAGCAAAAAAGAACGUAAUCUAAGGAAAGAGUUGAUAAAUGUAAUGCGUUUGAAGUAUUAUAUCAAUAUACAUGAGAGAAAGUAGGUACAAAAAGUAUAUAUAACAGAGAUUGAAGGUUAUUAAAACUGAUAAAUAUGGCUGCUGGAAUUAAGAGACAUUCAAAUAAUAAAUUGGAGAUUAACAUUAAACUGUAAUGUACAACUAAAUUAAAGCACUAUCCCAGCUACAUAAUGUAUUAAG
Molecule: messenger RNA, 3836 nt
Organism: Protopterus annectens (West African lungfish)
Lineage: Eukaryota; Metazoa; Chordata; Ceratodontiformes; Protopteridae
Product: zinc finger protein 585A-like
Exons: 8
Coding region: 143-3505 (1120 amino acids)
Biological process (GO): regulation of transcription by RNA polymerase II
Molecular function (GO): DNA-binding transcription factor activity, RNA polymerase II-specific; RNA polymerase II cis-regulatory region sequence-specific DNA binding
Source: RefSeq, a predicted model, not a curated record